AUGCCACCAAAGGGUAGCAAGAGGAAGGCAGCAGCACAAAGCGGCGCUGCCAACACCAAGCAGCCUAAGCAGGAUGGACAGAAAGCUGUCUCGAAGGAUAUCUACAUAGCUCUCGAUGAGGGUUUCCAUGGCGGUGGGAAGGUUCAUGUUGCUGACGACGGCACAAUCUUCGAUGCUUCGUUGAACCAAAGCCAAGUGGCCAAGAACAACAAUAAGUUCUAUCGUCUGCAGUUGCUGGAAGACAAGAAGACUUAUCAUGUUCACACGCGUUGGGGCCGUGUCGGCGAGUUUGGGUAA
Molecule: messenger RNA, 297 nt
Organism: Recurvomyces mirabilis
Lineage: Eukaryota; Fungi; Ascomycota; Dothideomycetes; Mycosphaerellales; Teratosphaeriaceae
Exons: 3
Coding region: 1-297 (98 amino acids)
Biological process (GO): double-strand break repair; protein poly-ADP-ribosylation
Cellular component (GO): nucleolus
Molecular function (GO): NAD+ poly-ADP-ribosyltransferase activity; NAD+-protein mono-ADP-ribosyltransferase activity
Source: RefSeq, a predicted model, not a curated record